AUGCAGGCGGCGCGGGGCGGCGCGGGGCGGCCGGGCCGGGCGGGCCGCGGGCCGGAGCGCCAGCGCGAGCGGCCGCCGGGCGCCGGAGCCGCGUCCCCCUGCGCCGCCCCGGGCCGGCCGGCCGGAGCCGCCGCCAUGCACCCCGGGCCGCCCCGCGCCGCGCUCCGCCUGUGGCUGGGCUGCGUCUGCCUCGCGCUGGUGCAGGCGGCCUUGCAGGCCAACUCUGCAGACAGCCCCUCGGCCCCAGUGAACGUCACCGUCAGGCACCUCAAGGCCAACUCUGCAGUGGUAAGCUGGGACGUCUUGGAGGACGAGGUUGUCAUCGGAUUUGCCAUCUCUCAGCAGAAGAAGGAUGUGCGGAUGCUGCGCUUCAUCCAGGAGGUGAACACCACCACCCGCUCGUGCGCGCUCUGGGACCUGGAGGAGGACACGGAGUACAUCGUGCACGUGCAGGCCAUAUCCAUCCAGGGUCAGAGUCCAGCCAGCGAGCCCGUGCUCUUCAAAACGCCACGUGAGGCUGAGAAGAUGGCCUCGAAGAACAAAGAUGAGGUGACCAUGAAGGAGAUGGGGAGGAGCCAACAGCUGCGGACGGGCGAGGUGCUGAUCAUCGUUGUGGUCCUGUUCAUGUGGGCCGGCGUCAUCGCCCUCUUCUGCCGCCAGUAUGACAUCAUCAAGGACAACGAACCUAACAACAACAAGGAAAAAACCAAGAGUGCGUCAGAAACCAGCACACCAGAGCACCAAGGCGGGGGGCUUCUCCGUAGCAAGGGAAGCUGUGGGGCUGCCUGCCGGGCAGAGUCCUGGCUGCCAUCAAGCCUUCGCCGGAUCCAGCCAUCAAGGACUUGUUUGUGGUGCGAUGCACAACCUUGUGAGUGUGCAAGAUGUUUUCUGUUCUGUCUCUUUUGGAAAACACAAUUGAAGGGCUUUACUCCAGAGGGCAGAGGGAUUCCCCGACUUGUGGCCUGUAUCCUCUACCUUCUUUGACCCUUGUUUUUGACUGUAAGAUCAUCAGUCUGGGGUCUGAAGAAGACAGAAUGGAAAAGAAACCUUUGAAGGUACGGGCUCCGUUUCUUUAGGAAAAAAAUAUCUUGGAGUUGCAACAGUGCUGGCUUGCACAACUGAAAAGAUAUGUCCACAUGGAAUACCCUGGGGGCUGCUCAUCACCCGCUCCGGGUUGGACUCUGCUGGAAGGCAGGCCCGAGCCAUUCACCAUGGACAGUCAGCAGUCCCGGCCUCUGGGGUCUCCAUAUCUUGCCAUCUCAUCCAGGGUUCUGCGAAAGCUCCCCGGAGUCCUCAUGUCCUUCCCUAGAGCCUGAGUGGUGUGAGGUGACGGGUCCCUCCCUCCACUGCCUCUUUCUGGUUUAAAACACAAAUGGUGCUUGCUAAGGGAGGGCAGAGCCUUCCCUGGGACUGAAAAGUUACGGCUGCGGAGUGCCUGCGUGGGAAGAGAUGGACCUCUGCGUCUUCCAUGGGUGACUGAGGACGAGUGUAUGGGAGACCACGCCUGGCACAAGCCUGGCACACCAUAGGCGCCCAGUGGAUACCUGUUGAACUGAACGAUAAGAGCAAUGGCCCCCAAGCCAGAGAGCUGAAAGCCAUUACCCCUGACCGCCCCUUCCUUCCGGUCUAUAAGAGCUCUCAUGGCUGGGGCAGCCGCCACUCUGCUUUGCCCGAGUGUGGAGCACAGGGAGGGAGGAGACACAGGGUAAAAGGCAGAUGUCGGCAACACUAAGGGCUUCCUCAUGGGAGGGCAUGAGGCUCCACUCAUUGUCUUGUGACUUCCAUCCCUGCUGAAUGGGGCUGCAAGGCCAAGGCUCCUUAGGGCAGAGGUCCUUACCUCUGAUCCAGUUAGAGCAAUAACCACUUUUUAAAUGUAAAAUAAAAAGACAAAUGA
Messenger RNA from Budorcas taxicolor (takin), 1894 nucleotides. RefSeq names its product fibronectin type III domain containing 5 (gene FNDC5). Gene Ontology annotation, molecular function: protein binding. The record is from RefSeq and is a predicted model, not a curated record. The transcript has 7 exons. Gene Ontology annotation, biological process: positive regulation of brown fat cell differentiation. Lineage: Eukaryota; Metazoa; Chordata; Mammalia; Artiodactyla; Bovidae. Bases 1 to 984 code for a protein of 327 amino acids.